Cyclopterus lumpus (lumpfish) is the source of this 1662-nucleotide messenger RNA. It is a transcript of the gene macrod1, whose product is annotated as mono-ADP ribosylhydrolase 1. NCBI's taxonomy places the organism in Eukaryota, Metazoa, Chordata, Actinopteri, Perciformes, Cyclopteridae. Bases 153 to 1262 code for a protein of 369 amino acids. The transcript is spliced from 10 exons. Gene Ontology annotation, cellular component: nucleoplasm. Gene Ontology annotation, biological process: peptidyl-glutamate ADP-deribosylation; DNA damage response; purine nucleoside metabolic process. The record is from RefSeq and is a predicted model, not a curated record. Gene Ontology annotation, molecular function: ADP-ribosylglutamate-[protein] hydrolase activity.
UUCCACAUGUGACUGUUCAAAACAAAGAUGGCACAUGAGAACUUCGAACCAACAAACGGUCAUCACUAACGUGUGUUCGAAGCGAAAAUGAAACCUAACCACCGUGUGUCUGACAUUGAUCCCUUACAGGCUGCUGAUCCCGUCAUUCAGGCAUGACACUGCAAAUAUCAGCUCUCUUUUCAUAUAUCAGAGCCCCACUGGGCACUGGCCCUCUGUUUCGAGUCUGUGCUGACUUCCAGGGAGUCGGUGUCAGGUUCAAACACAUGUUAACUGCUGGAAGCUUCCAGCUGGUAGGAAAGCCAGCAACAAGUCCCAUCCGCGGCCAUAUUAAAGCUGCGCUCCGAGCUGAGAAGUUUUCGACAACAGCAAUUUGGAAGUCCAGCCAAGGUAACUGUACCUCCUCACGCCGGGGGAGGAGAGGUUGGCUGACCAAGGUAGCCCUUGGUGCCGCCCUCGGAGCGAGCUCAGUCGCACUUGUCCAGUAUCUCCACACUGGAAUAGUUAACGCCAUGGCCCGCAAAGUGAACCUGAACUCCGCUGAGGGAGACUGGAAGGAAACCAAGGACUCCUUGCUAUCUCUGUCUGUGAAGGACAGGCGUCAGCACUACAAGAUGUCUAACUUUGUGUCACUGGAAGACGUCUCGGUGUGGACUCCCACUGCAGGCGGCUCUGCACAAACUCUCUACCAGAGGAGUGAAAAAUUGGACCAGAAGAUUUCCCUCUAUAGCGGUGACAUCACCAAGCUGGAGGUUGAUGCUAUUGUCAAUGCAGCCAACAAGACUCUGCUCGGCGGAGGUGGAGUGGACGGAGCGAUCCACCGCGCUGCAGGUCCGCUGCUAAAGAAGGAAUGUGCUUCCCUACACGGCUGUGAGACCGGAGAGGCCAAGAUCACUUGUGGCUACGGCCUCCCAGCAAAGUAUGUGAUCCACACUGUGGGGCCGAUUGCACAAGGAGGAGUGGGAGAGGAAGAGAAGAAAGCCUUGAGGUUGUGUUACAAGAACAGCCUGACAACAGCUACCGAACACGCGGCACGCUCUGUGGCUUUCCCCUGCAUCUCCACUGGAGUCUACGGAUAUCCACCGGAGCAGGCGGUGCGCGAGGCGUUGGCAACUGUGAGGGAGUAUCUGGAUGAACAUCAUGACAAGCUGGACAGAGUCAUCUUCUGUGUGUUCUUGCCGACGGAUAAGGAGCUGUACUUGCAGACCCUCCCGCUCUACUUCCCUGCUGCACCAGCAGAGGCCACAGUCAAGAGUAAACUCUGAGAGAGUGGAUUGGUCUGAUUUGGUUGCCGUGGAUACACACCGCUACGCUCAACAUUCAGAUUCCUCCACCUUGUUGCAGAUCGAGACCUUCUUCAGCAGGAAGAUAACUCCUAAAUGGAUGAUUGCUUUUUUUUAAAGUGCACGCUGGCUGUUCAGCAGAUGUCAAUGAAUUCUUCUGUUUUUCCCAUGAAUGGAUGAGAGACAUGUCGUGAUGGUGUGAAAUGAUAUUGAUAAUUGUUGUGAAAAAUGUGACCUUAAGCUGCAUUCUAACUUGACCUUUAUUGUCUUUGAUCAGCUGCGCAUCAAGCUAUGUCCUGAGCUAUUUACAUAUUGGGAUUCCAGUGUGUGUGUGUGAGGUGUGAGACAAUGACAAAAGCUUAUUAAAAUGAAUUACACAGGC